GGAUAUCAGCUUCGCGUGCUCGCGCGCUUUUUCGUCGUCGAUCCUCUUCUCGACGCGGGGAAACUCCGCACGGUGCGAUCUUCCGUCCCGUAACUUCGAAUUGUCGAUCGUCAAUUUCCCCAAUUCGUCUUCCUUCGCGCGCUCAGCUCUCCACGAUCGUUUCGUCUUCCGAGAAAGAACCAAGAGGGAGGUUUUUCGUCGGCGAAAAUCGAACUAGGUGCGUGUCACACACCUAUAUAUAUAUAUAUAAAAAUAUAUGCACCGAGGAGUCACGCUCGAAGCAACAGAGCGAAAGAGCCCCGGGUGUAGUGGCGAGGAACUCAGCGAGGAAAACACACCACACACGAGAUCGAUAGUGUCGUGGCAACCACGUUCCAGUCUGUACACCGGGUACUAGUCUGGGGUCAGAAACGGUUGAUUUAGCGGGAAAGAAAUCGUCGGAGUAGAAUAACAAUCGCGAGGAGAAACGCGCGGAAAGUCGACGCGUUAAAAUAAAUUACAAACCAACCGAACGAAUUACGGAGUAUGGAUCUAGUCGUCUGACGUUUUCGGGUUUUCGCGAUCCUCGGAGGUAAAUCUUCAGGAAGCACGUGUGCCUAUUCAGUGUUCCUCGAGGCAGCGAGAAACCGAGAAACAGAGAAAAAGAGAAAGAGAGAAAAAGAGAGAAAAAGAGCGUCGACUCAGGUGUACGCGACGGACGAGUCACGGUGAUCCAGUCGAGAGCGCGCAACACAUUGGAUCGCUGCAUUGUCGAGAAACAUGACGAGGUGGAGCAGGAUCGUUUCGCGAUGGCGAAGCACCGACGGCUACCUAAUGGCGAUAAUAGCGCUCGUCGCUCUGUGCGCGAGCAACGCGGAAACGGCGCCGACCGACGUCGCCAUCAGCGACACCACUGCCGCGAAUUAUCUGGCGCAGUACGGAUAUCUGCCGCGAACGAAUCCGGAGACCGGCGCGUUCCUGAGCGCGGAGAAGCUGACGGCGGCGAUCGAGGAGUUUCAAGCGUUCGCCGGUCUCAACAUAACAGGUGAAUUGAAUGACGAGACUGCCAAGCUUAUGGCCACACCGAGAUGCGGCGUCAAAGACAAAGUCGGACCAGCUGCCGACGGGAGAUCGAAGAGAUACGCUCUUCAGGGGUCCAGAUGGCGCACGAAGAAUCUAACGUACAAGAUCGCCAAGUAUCCGAGCGGUCUGAACAAGCAGGAAGUGGAGAAGGAGAUCGCGAAGGCGUUCAACGUCUGGUCGGGGGAGACCGAUCUGACGUUCACCCGCAAAACCGGACACGACAACGUUCACAUCGAGAUCAGAUUCGAGGUGGGCGAGCACGGCGACGGCGAUCCCUUCGACGGACCCGGUGGCACCUUGGCGCACGCGUACUUUCCGGUUUACGGCGGCGACGCUCAUUUCGACGACUCGGAACGAUGGACCAUUCGAAGCUACCGCGGCACCAAUCUCUUCCAGGUGGCGGCGCACGAAUUCGGCCACUCGCUCGGUCUCAGCCACAGCGACGUCAAGAGCGCCCUGAUGGCUCCCUUCUACCGCGGCUACGAUCCGUAUUUCAAUCUGGACAGGGACGACGUCGACGCUAUUCAGGCGUUGUACGGGAAGAAAACCAAUCGCUAUCACGGGACGCGAGGUCACGGCAGCACUACGUCGCCGCCGCCACCCGCCGAGGAGGAUCCCGAACUCUGCAAAGAUCCGAAGAUCGACGCGAUGUUCAACACGAACGACGGCGAGACGAUCGUGUUCAAAGGAAAACAUUAUUGGAAAUUGACCGAUAACGGUGUGGCCGGAGGCUAUCCCAGACGCAUCAGCAGCACGUGGAAGGAACUUCCGUCGAACAUAGACGCCGCGUUUACGUACAGAAAUGGCAAAACUUACUUCUUCAAGGGAACGCAAUAUUGGAGAUACGUCAACACGACGAUGGACGGUGAUUAUCCGAAGGAGAUUAGCGACGGUUUCACGGGUAUUCCGGACAACAUCGACGCGGCCACCGUCUGGACCGGCAACGGCAAGAUCUACUUUUACAAGGGCACGAAGUUCUGGCGCUUCGAUCCGGCGUCGAAACCGCCGGUGAGAAGCAACUAUCCCAAACUCAUCAAGAACUGGCAGGGCAUUCCGGACCACGUAAACGCGGCGAUCACGUACAAGGGAUACACGUAUUUCUUCCAGGACAACGCGUACUACCGAUUCAACGAUCGAACGUUCUCCGUGGAUGCCGCUGACCCCGCCUUCCCGAGAUCGACGGCGUACUGGUGGUUCGGAUGCAAGUCAGCGAACAGAGGGACACUAGGUAACGAUAACUGGCCAUUCGGAUUUGGCAAUCUGGACUCCGCGGCCGACCGUGACACAUACGACUACGGUAGUCUCGACAGUGUCGGCGACAUCAUUUUAGACGCAGGAGGCACCGACGAGCUCGUCACGUCGUCGAACCACGCUGAUCACGCGGAUUCCGGAGCCUCGAUGAGUUCGUUGAAACUGUUGGCCACGUCGGAGAGAACGUGGCAGCUUCUGAUGAGCGUCGCGACGUUGAUCAUCGUGAGGUACGUCGUUACGUAGAGAGAGAGAGAGAGAGAAAAAGUGUCGAGAGUUCGCUCGACCUUUGGUUCGAGGUUUAUGACGCGAAUUGAGCAGCAGUCCUUCCCCUCCUUCGAGGACAACGACGCAACCGAAGUCAACGUGCGCGCGUAAGGUAUGAUGAUCUCGACGGAACUGGUGUUUUUUGUGCGAAACUAUCGAAACACAAGUGUUGUAUGCUGAAAACAAAAAACAACACAAGGGCGCUCCGAUAACACACAACGAUCGGGAUUGUUUGUUGACGCAGCUGUUUUUUCUACCUGCACUCCCGACAAGUGAGUAGUAGCGAUUAAUUAGGAAAAUAAUAAACACUAGAGCGUUUCUCUCCCGUUUCGUUUAACACAAAACCCCACGCACAGAAAAAAGCGCGUCGUUCGAUUGAUUCCAACGAACGUGCGUUCUCUUCGUAGAAAAUUCUGUGCGUAUGUGUUACACACAAACGCCAAGUGCGACGAAAUACGUACGUAGAUAUACGCGAAUGUUUAUAUCUCCCCGAAGUAAAACGUUUCGCGCGAAAAGCAACACGUAAAUAAACACACACACACAGACACGACCUUUUCUUACACUGCCUUAAUUUGUUCGCGUCUCCAUUUCCUGUUCGCAAAGACUUGGAACAUCAGAGGCACAUUACCGAUUCCUUAAAUUAAGGAACCCGAGCGUUUGACUAUAGAAUCGGAAGGAUGCGUGAUGUGAUUUGUUAUAGAACAUUGCGACGCGACGAUUGAAAAUAAACAAGAGAAAAAAAAAUAGUGUAGCGAUCGCGCGAAACUCCUCGACCGGCGAUGUGCGUUCUUCUUCGCCUCUCGUCGAGAAAGCGUUUGUUGAUUAGUGAAAGUAUUACGCAUAUGUGAGUAUUAUAGAUCCUUCAACUGUUUUUGCGAAGACAUCCUUUUUGUGACGUAAUUACACAUACGUACCUAGUUUUACGUUAUAUUAUUUACUUUGCAUGCAAAACAAUUUGUUCGUUUGUAUACUUUAUAUAAAAAAAAUUUAUCUAUAGUACUCAUGUCUCAUCACUGCUGAUUCAUAUAUAUAUAUAUAUAUGUACGCUAGAGUAAUUGUUAAUUAUCUCUUAUGUGCGCAAGUGCCUUAGAAAAUAUUUUUGUAAUUUAUAUAUUAUAUAUAUAUAUAUAUAUAUGCUCUAAGGUGAAUGCCAUCAUGGUCUGUCCACAAGUGCAGCUUUUUCUCCGAAUGUUCGAGCAGCGUUUGACUUUGGCUGCGUUCGUUUUUUUUUACUGGCACAGUACUGAAAAUCUAUAGAUUCACGUCACAUAUACUAUAGAUUUAUCAGUACUGUCAAAGUAAUAACCGAACAGGCAGUCUUUGUCCUGCACUGUGCGACAUUGUGCGUGUGUGUUCGAAAAUACGAGGAUUCUUCCCGGAUGGUUCGGAAUAAUCAAUAUUUUUUUAUCAGAGCAGCCUUCUCUCUGACGAAGAUUUCUGUUUGUCUUAUUAAAUGUUGCAAGUGACCAAAUGUGGGAGAUUCCUGACAUCAUGCUGUGUGUAUGUGUGCGAGAAUUUAUUUACAUAUAAGAUUCUUAUGUAUGAAGCGUUUGGGUAUCCUCCAGGAGGAUAAAGGUGCACUUUGAAAAAUGCAUUUCUUGCAAAAAAAAAAAA
Molecule: messenger RNA, 4191 nt
Organism: Pseudomyrmex gracilis
Lineage: Eukaryota; Metazoa; Arthropoda; Insecta; Hymenoptera; Formicidae
Gene: Mmp1
Product: matrix metalloproteinase-14
Exons: 10
Coding region: 760-2556 (598 amino acids)
Biological process (GO): extracellular matrix organization; proteolysis; collagen catabolic process
Cellular component (GO): extracellular matrix
Molecular function (GO): zinc ion binding; metalloendopeptidase activity
Source: RefSeq, a predicted model, not a curated record